Messenger RNA from Erigeron canadensis, 1601 nucleotides. Its product is annotated as taxadiene 5-alpha hydroxylase-like. Gene Ontology annotation, molecular function: iron ion binding; oxidoreductase activity, acting on paired donors, with incorporation or reduction of molecular oxygen; monooxygenase activity. Lineage: Eukaryota; Viridiplantae; Streptophyta; Magnoliopsida; Asterales; Asteraceae. The record is from RefSeq and is a predicted model, not a curated record. Gene Ontology annotation, biological process: sterol metabolic process. The transcript has 4 exons. The coding region runs from base 2 to 1441 and encodes 479 amino acids.
UAUGGAAUUGGAGUUUUAUACUACACUAUCGUUCGUCUUGUUAUUUUUCCUUACUAUUUUCUUUAUAUUAAAAGAAAAAAACAAUAAUCCUAGACUCCCGCCGGGUUCUUUAGGAUUACCAUGGUUGGGAAGCAGCUAUAGCUUUCAUAAGGCUAUCACAUCCGAUAGGAUCCAGGAAUGGUUCCAAAAAGGGAUUAAAAAAUAUGGUCCAAUAUGGAAAACUAAUAUUUUUGGUUACCAAACAGUUCUUCUACAUGGAAUAAGUGCAAAUAAGUUUGUACUCUCAUACGAUGCGAACAAACUCAGUGCCGAACAGCCCCCGUCCUUCACCAUGAUCAUGGGUAGGAGGGUUAUCAGCGAACUGAAAGGCGAUGAUCACAAACGAGUCAAAGGGGCCAUACUUUCGUUUUUGAAGGCUGAUCUUUUAAAGCAAUAUGUUUCGAAAGUAGAUGAAGAGAUCCAAUACCACUUUAAAACUCACUGGGAUGGUAAACAAGAGAUCCAGGUGCAAUCCUUAAUGAAGAUGUUAACCUUUGAUAUAAUUUGUGCACUACUAUUCGGUAUUGAAAGGGGACCCAAAAGAGAUAGAUUACUACCACCUUUUGAGCAAAUGACUAAAGCAUUGUUUGCACCUCCGAUUAACUUGCCCUUCACUAGCUUGAAUCGUGGAAUCAUGGCAAGGAAGAAACUAGUACCAAUGAUUCUUGAUAUUAUACACGAGAAAAGGGAGACACUUGGAAAACAAAAUCAACAACCUAACUUUCAUAACGAUCUAAUCACUCAUAUGGUUAGCCUCCGUGGAGACAAUAGCUCGUUAGCUUUAUCUGAUGAGGAGAUCACUGACAACAUCAUCGCGACAAUGUUGGCUGGACAUGAUUCAACAUCUAGCCUUCUCUCCAUGUUGAUUAAGCUUUUGGCUAACAACAAAUCUAUCUAUUCUAAAAUACUUAAAGAACACGAAGAAAUCUCCAAGAGUAAAUCAUAUGGAGAAGUUUUAACAUGGGAAGACCUUAAAAAGAUGAAGUACACAUGGUGUGUAGCAUCUGAGAUGCUGAGAAUGUACCCUCCAGGACCUGUGAGCUUCCGAAGAGUUGUGCAAGAUAUUGAGUAUGAAGGAUACAUCAUCCCUAAAGGAUGGCAGGUUCUGGUUUGUCCGAUCAAUACGCACAUGAACAAUGAAACUUUCCACAACCCAACCGUGUUUGACCCAACUCGAUUUGAGAAAGACGCGCCAUCACCACCACCUUUCAGUCUUGUGCCGUUUGGAGCGGGGCCAAGGAUAUGUCCAGGCUAUGAGCUUGCAAAAAUGGAAACUUUGGCCGUGAUUCAUCACCUUGUAAGAAAGUUUACUUUGGAUCUUGUUAAUAAAGAUGAAUCUUUCAAAAGACUCCCAAUUCCAGUAUUUGAUCAUGGAUUGCUAGCUCGGAUUAAACCAAUAUAGGAAAAGAUAAACCGGCAUGUAAAGCAUGAUUUUGGUUGGCGCGCAGAAACAUUUCCGAGCCUUACACGUAAAUUAUAGAAUGAAAUAAAUAUGUAUCAGUCACUCUAUCAUGUAUUGUUACUAUAUUUAUAUAAUCAACAAAAUAAGCCAUACAACAAAA